AUUCUGUCACACACAUCUUUCACACCUCUCAGUCCUUCUCAAGAGGAAGUAUAGAUGGGUAGAGAGGAGAGGUGGGUGGAGGGAUGGACAGGCUACAAGUCACUAGAGUUUAGAGAGUUAGUGAUCGACACGUUGAGAUGGAACACACCUGUCUUCUACACUUGCUGUUGAGUACUCUGGUAUACUGUAGCCUCGGACAAGGUGGAGAUCUCUCUCCUCCAGCGUCUCUUAGCAUCAGUCCUGACAGAUCUCAGUUCUUUAAAUAUGAGUCUGUCUCUCUGAGCUGUGAGGUUCAGGGGAACUCUACUGGAUGGAGAGUGGUGAGGAACACAUCGAGAGGAAUCCUUUCAGAGUGUAAUACCGACUGGGGAAAACCACAAGGUUCUUCAUGCAUCGUGUCACUAAUACCAUCACACAGUGGAGUGUACUGGUGUGAGUCUGGGUCUGGAGAACACAGCAAUGCUGUCAUCAUAUCAGUUCUCUCUAAUCAAGCGUCUCUGAUUGUCAGUCCUGACACAUCUCAGUUCUUUAAAUAUGAGUCUGUCUCUCUAAGCUGUGAGGUUCUUGGGAAUUCUGCUGGAUGGAGACUGAAGAGAUACACAGUCUCUGGGGAGCGUUCAGAUUGUGGAGGAAACUGGGGAAAACCACAAGGUUCUUCAUGCAUCGUGUCACUAAUACCAUCACACAGUGGAGUGUACUGGUGUGAGUCUGGGUCUGGAGAACACAGCAAUGCUGUCAACAUCACAGUACAUGCUGGUGCUGUGAUCCUGGAGAGCCCUGCCCUUCCUGUGACUGAGGGAGAUUCUGUGACUCUGCGCUGCAGAUAUCAGGGAACUCCCUCUGACCUCACAGCUGUUUUCUACAAAGAUGGAUCCCUCAUCAGGGCUGUGACUACAGGAGAGAUGACCAUCCCUGCAGUAUCCAAGUCAGAUGAAGGACUCUACAAGUGUACCAACUCUGAAGGAGAAUCACCAGAGAGCUUGAUGACUGUGACAGGGGCUCUACCCCAUCCUCCUCCCCUCCCUCCUCCUCUCCUCCCUCCUCCUCCCCCCCCCCCCUCUCUCCUCCUCUCUCUGUCUGUCUCUGGGUUGGUGGCUGCUCUCUCCAUCUCUCUGAUCAUUCUACUGGUCCUGUUCUGCAAGAGGAACAAAGAUGUAGCAGCUGAACCCAGAGAUGUUACGUAUGCUGACGUUAGAAUCAUACAGGACCCAGAACCCAGGAGAAGGAGAGAGAAGUCUCCAGGAGCUGAUGCAGUCUACUCUGCAGUGAAGACCUCCAACACCACAGGUGGAUCUGGUCCAGGUGAUGUGACCUAUGCUGACAUCAACCACACAGAGAAGAGACAACACAACAGGAGGAGAGAGAACGUUGUUCCAGACCCUGUCUACUCAGCAGUGAAGACAGACAGACAGAGAUACAGGUAGAGCUGUAUCUGGAUACAGGGACGUAACGUACAGACUGAGUGACCCUGUUCAUCAGAACGUCAUGGUGGAUAGAAAAAGAUACUUUCUUCAGCAGCGGUGAAUAACCACAACCCUGUCAGUCCAUCUCUUUACUUCUCCUUUCUCUUAUCUUCUCUCUUAAUCCUCCCCUUUUCUCACCAACGGACUUAUCUUUAGACUCUGCAGCGUUGACCUCCAUCAACAGCAUCAGCAACAGAGAGGUGUGAAGUUUACACAACACAGUUAGUCAGUUUAUCAUGUACUUCUCUUUAGACGCUGCAGCCUUGACCUCCAUCAACAGAGUUAGAGUUAGUUUAUCAUGAGAACAUACAUAAACCACUAACUGGAACAAUCAACAACAAGAGUUAGUUUAUCAUGAGAACAUACAGACACCACUGACUGGAACCAGCUGACAGUAUCAGUUGUAAAGGUUCAUUACUACUAGGAAGGAAAGUUGUAGUGUUUUGUCCAUGAUGAAUGAUGUAAAGGCUUCAAUGUGUUUUAUAUUGUAAUUGUUUAUGUCCAAUUGGAUAUUUCUGUAAUGUAAUUGUGUGUUUUUAUCUUGAGCAACACCAGUGUAUGGUUGCCAACAUACCGAAUAAAGCUUCCUGGACCUCGUGGUUAUA
This is a messenger RNA of Oncorhynchus kisutch (coho salmon), 2068 nucleotides long. RefSeq names its product Fc receptor-like protein 5. Gene Ontology annotation, molecular function: transmembrane signaling receptor activity. The coding region runs from base 138 to 1424 and encodes 428 amino acids. Gene Ontology annotation, biological process: cell surface receptor signaling pathway; immune response. The transcript is spliced from 11 exons. Lineage: Eukaryota; Metazoa; Chordata; Actinopteri; Salmoniformes; Salmonidae. Gene Ontology annotation, cellular component: external side of plasma membrane. The record is from RefSeq and is a predicted model, not a curated record.